AUGAAGGCCACUUUUGCUCGAGCGCAGAAAAUUCGCGGUAACCUCGCAGCCGUGAGCCAGCCAAAGGUGCCAGUGCCGAUGCCGACUGGACCAAGCGACAAGCGGGGCUUCAUUUGGGUCUCUUCACGUGAUGCCGAGAUCUAUCCUUUGGUACUCUGUGUGGGUCUCGGCGUAUCGGUUGCCGUUUUUAGCGGUGUUCGCCACCUGACAUCCGACCCUGAUGUCAACGUGAGUCGUGACCGACGUGAGACGCCAGCGUGGGAGCGCUACGAGCCUGAGGAAGGGAAGACGUUUUCGCGGAACCGCCACAACUUCGCCAAUCUCCAACCGAAUCCGAUCAACACGUUCGCCGAGUCUUCUUCGCAUCAGGAAGAGACUGCUGAAACGCAUUGA
Molecule: messenger RNA, 393 nt
Organism: Peronospora matthiolae
Lineage: Eukaryota; Oomycota; Peronosporomycetes; Peronosporales; Peronosporaceae
Source: the annotation of a GenBank genome assembly